UUAUAGAUCACUUUUUUUCUGAUUUUCCUGUGGUGGUUCUGAUUUUGCUCAACGCUUACCAUGUCUGGGCGCGGGAAGCAAGGAGGGAAAGCCCGAGCAAAAGCGAAGACCCGUUCUUCGCGGGCCGGACUGCAGUUCCCCGUGGGCCGAGUUCACCGACUGCUUCGCAAGGGUAACUACUCCGAGCGGGUCGGUGCCGGGGCCCCGGUGUACCUGGCGGCGGUACUGGAGUACCUGACCGCCGAGAUUCUAGAGCUGGCAGGCAAUGCGGCCCGGGACAACAAGAAGACCCGUAUUAUUCCGCGUCACCUACAGCUGGCCAUCCGCAACGACGAGGAGCUCAACAAGCUGCUGGGUCGUGUGACCAUUGCUCAGGGUGGUGUGCUGCCCAACAUCCAGGCGGUGCUACUGCCCAAGAAGACCGAGAGCCACCACAAGGCCAAGGGCAAGUGAAACGUUUAGCAGUAUUAUAUUCCCAGUUCUGAAAAUCAAAGGCUCUUUUCAGAGCCACUCACUUUUUCUGGAAAGUGCUGGACUACUUAGUAACUACAGGAGGCGUGUUCCAAUGAAAACGAAUGGAUUAUCUUAGUUAAGUUUUGUUUGCUAAUAUUAUAGUGUUAAGUAUUGUUUUUAAAAAGGGAAGAGUAUCUCCCAUAUUUGCUUAGAAAAAAGGUGCUAAAUUGCUAGCCAUUGGUCACUUAACGCGCCAUAAAGUCUUAGAAAACUUCAUGUUCGUAGGUUUCUACCCUAGCCUAUAACAAAAGGUAUAAUUUGUAAAUUCAAAAGAAUCCAUGUUGAGAGAAUUCCGUAUCAAAACAUAAGUUUGGGCUUGUAGGCUAUGAAUAACGUACAUGUAGGUAAAUAACAAGACCGUAAGGCCUCAUUGAGAGGUUUUGGGUGUAUUGUACACGAUAUAUGUCUUUACAUAUAUAUGCAUAGUCAAAUGAAUUUCCUGUCAAAAAGUAUAAUAUAAAUAAGAGAACAAAGGAGGAAUAGCUGGCCAGUUGUCACUGGCCAGAUUUGUCACUGGCGGGAUUUUUAAAUUUUGCAGAUAACGAGAUUAGGAUUGUUUAGUCCGUUGUUUAUUUCUCUUCAUAAAAUGCAAUAAAUGAACUACAUUAAAAUCAGUAC
Bubalus bubalis (water buffalo) is the source of this 1131-nucleotide messenger RNA. RefSeq names its product histone H2A type 1-B. Gene Ontology annotation, molecular function: structural constituent of chromatin; protein heterodimerization activity; DNA binding. The record is from RefSeq and is a predicted model, not a curated record. The coding region runs from base 61 to 453 and encodes 130 amino acids. NCBI's taxonomy places the organism in Eukaryota, Metazoa, Chordata, Mammalia, Artiodactyla, Bovidae. Gene Ontology annotation, cellular component: nucleosome. The transcript has a single exon.